Molecule: messenger RNA, 1550 nt
Organism: Cuscuta campestris
Lineage: Eukaryota; Viridiplantae; Streptophyta; Magnoliopsida; Solanales; Convolvulaceae
Source: the annotation of a GenBank genome assembly
UCCGAACACUGAUACACUGAAUUGUUUGUUGCGGGCGUUGUUGGAUGCGGGUCGGGUCGAUGCAACUUUGGAUCAUUAUAGAAGAAUGGAGAGGAAAGGGUGUAAACCUAACAGUAGAACUUUUGAGAUCAUUAUAAGUGGACUUAUAUCUAGGGAUAGAUUUGGGGAAUCACUUGUGGUUUUGGAUGAAAUGUUUAGUUCCAGGUGCGAACCAAAUCUGAGUUUUUAUGCUUCCAUACUGCCCAUAUUUUGUGAAAUGAAUGAGUUAGAGGUGGGAAUGAGGUUGUUUGGAAUGAUGAGAUCUUCAAAGAUUUCUCCAAGUGCAUCAAUGUAUGGGUCUAUGGUACAAUGCCUGUGCAAGAAUCUUCUCGCGGACGAAGCUUUAGAACUAGUUGAAGAGAUGAUUGGUAGUCAUCUCAUUCCAGAUGAGUCUGUGUUCACUAGUGCAAUUGAUGUGUUGUGUAAAACCCACAGAUUGGGAGCGGCUAGGAAGUUAUUGGAAGAUUAUAAGGUUUUCACUGUUUCUCCUUAUAAUCUUCUUCUCCGGGCAUAUUUCCAAGCAGGUAAAUUUCGUGCUGCGCGAGACCUGUUUGAUGAAAUGUUCAAGAGAGAUGUAACAGAUGUUGGGUCAUGGAAUAUCCUCAUUAGACACUUUUGCGAGAAUGAACAGAUGGAUGAUGCUCUCAAGUAUCUAUGCAAGAUGAUCAUUUUGUCGGUUGAUCCAAACGCUGAUACUUUUUCUGCCCUUAUCAUAGGCAAAUGCUUAUCGGACGAAUGCGAAGAAGCCCUAACAUUGUUCCAUAAAGUUUGGGACAAAUCAUGGAUUCUUGACGAUCUUUCAUAUGGUAAACUGAUCGAUUGUCUAUGCCGAGGGAAAAGGUAUGAAGAAGCUGCAGAAGUGUUCUCCCUAAUGUCUAGCAAAAGCCUUCCUCUCAACUCUGCAUCAUUUGAGAUGCUUAUCAAGGGCAUUUGUGGAAACAAAGUGCCAAUUCUUCAUGGCCUCUCUAAAAGCAAUAACGUGGACGAAUCGUCUGUUUACAACACUUUGAUCAACACCCUUUGGAGAGGAGGGUACAUAGUAGAGGCCACUAAAUUGCUGGAGUCGGUAGGUUUUUCAUCGGAUUCUUCGGGGAAGGGUACUCAUGCGGUGUUAAUGGGGUCUUUUGUGGAAGAUGGAAAACCUACCGAAGAAUCCGAUGUCUGUGAGGACAGAGUUAGUAGCAUACUUGCUGAGGGGUUAGCAGAUUGUGAUUAACCAUUUUAAAGAUCAAAUAAACCUAACUGAUAUAUGACAUUUUUUGAGAGCUUUGGUUUUGAACACUGUCUGAGAUUGUGAAUUUAGCUGCCAAAUGUGAUUGUGAGUUGUGUUCUAUAUGGGCUGUUUGGAGUUGCGUUCGAAAACGGUUUUUGAGUUUUUGAUUCAUCAAAAUACAGCUCAACGUGUUUGACAAUUCGUUUCUGCUUAUAGUUUAUGGGUUCAGAAGUGUAAAAUGAACUUCUGAAAUGAAAUGCUUUUUCAGCAGAGCUAAGAAUAAAUACUUUCGGUUUCU